Molecule: messenger RNA, 2466 nt
Organism: Botrytis byssoidea
Lineage: Eukaryota; Fungi; Ascomycota; Leotiomycetes; Helotiales; Sclerotiniaceae
Exons: 1
Coding region: 1-2466 (821 amino acids)
Source: RefSeq, a predicted model, not a curated record
AUGGCUUUCUCAAAAGAUGUUAUUGACAGAUUUUUGAGUGGAGAUCUUGGAGCUCUCGGACUUUCAGGACCUUCAGAAUCACUUCCACACCUUGACGAUGACCAAAUGAAGCAGUUUACAUCAGGAGACUAUGGAGCUUUGGGUCUACCUGCACCGUCAUCUCUGCCUACUCCAGAAAAGGUUCGACAAGAGGCCAAAGAACGAUCUACCGAGGUGUUGUCUUAUUGGAAUAGACUAAGACAGAUAUUGGAGAGGCAUGAGGAUGUCAUACGAAAACGAUGGAUGAAGAAAUCAAAAGCUCAUCGAUCUAAAAUUAUCUUACAAGCAUGGCCAGGAAUGUCUGCGACUCAUCGUCCGGAUUUUGAGGCAUUGAUUAAGGAGGGAAGUCAGCUGAAAACCAACGGUACAAAGCACAGGGAAGCGUAUCUAUGGCCAUAUCUCAACGUGGAAGAUUUGGUUAGAGGGAAAACCUUUCUUCUUUUAAUCAACUCUAGAGGCCGGCAUCCACCUCACGUCUUCGCACAUACGGAUUUUGAAGCCACGCAGCUCGGCCGUGUUAGUGCUGCCACCAUGCCAGCUUUUCUUAAUGUUCAUACUAUGCUGCUUGAGGGAGAAACAGUCCAAACUUACGGUCGUCUUAUUUCUUGGGAUGAAGAUGAAGAUGCUAUGAUGGACACAUUCGCUGGCCUUGCACACCUACCAGGAUCGGGACUCAUGAUCUUGGAAAUACAACAAAGACUACUAGAUCUGCUAGUAAAGUGCUGUGAGGCACUGCUCCACGACAUUGAUGCUGAUUCUUUGAUCACCAAGGCAUCGAUCAAGCCAGAACCGCCUCAACUCACAGAUGGUUCGGAUUGGUCGACCAUUGCAGCUGUAGCUGCAGAAGCGCCUUACCGCCUACCUUCCAAACUCGAUUUCAGUCGUCUCCAGGCCAUCGUUGAGGCAAGACGAAUGAGUGCUGAGGAUUAUAUUCGAGACUUGAGAGAAGAUCCUGGCUAUUUUGCCGAAGUUUUGGGUGACUGGAGCGAACAUAGACAGGAAAAAUUGCUUGACACCUUUGGAAACCGACAUCCUACGCUUGAUAGACCACUUUUCUGGGAAUAUGUCAUUGGAAACGUUGUCUCCGAUGCGUAUGGUGCUUUGAUCGUAUGGGAGAACGUCGCUCAGCAACUCAAGCACUUGGCCUUUCUGCAGAAGAAGUAUGCGUCUAAAAUUACACCAAAAAAGCAAUUACCAUCAGAAUACAUGAAGGCAUUGUUGACGCUGAGAUAUACGCUAAGCCAGAUGGCGAAAGGCCCAAUAAGAAAUUUGAAGAUGGCAGUUCCAGCAUCGCCACCAUAUCGUUCAAAAUUCGUUCGUGAGCCACAAGUACCAGGUUCUACAAUGAUCCAAGUUCGGAGUAAAGGAGGACAGGAUGAGAUGAUGUGGCUUUUCAACAGUCUCUGGAAUGACCAGCAGCUUCUCCUCAUGACCCUACCUACACUAGUAGAUGAAAUUGAAAGCAGAAUUGAACGUGAUCCAAAAGAAAAAGCAAAAUUUUCGGCUCUGGUUACACGAAUCUUUUCUGAUCUUGGUCUCAUCUCGCGGAUCUAUCAUGAACUGGACAUAUAUCUGCCAUGGGCUGCUGGUUACGAUAAUGCGAUGGUAGAGCAUAAAGAUCAGAUUGAGAAGGAGUUUCCUAAGCAGCUCAGUUUACUUGCCAGCAUGGAUCGCCAUCUCAAAGCUACCGGCUUAGCUAAAUUCGGAUCUCCAGCCGAGGGACGCUUCCAUUAUCCAUCGGAUAAACGAAGAAACCAACAGAAUACGGAGAGCAUGAGGAAAGCUGAAUAUAACUUGGACGAGUUUUGGCAGAAAAUGGACGAGGUCUACCAAAGAAACACUGGUCAAACAUUAACUCAGGCUGUCAAGCAUAUUUGUACCGCCGUGCGUCCGCUAGAGCGGACACCUGAAUGGGUCGAGCCAAUAAAGGUACCAAAAACUAAAUCUCAGGAAAGAACUGGUCGCGAUGAAGCCUCUCCAAUACCACAAUUUGACUCCGACGAUGCUCCUAAAUUUGUUGCUCCACAACCAAAGUCAAAGCCCAAGACUCGCGGUCCAGCGAUUACUAUCAAAUCUCAAACUACAUUAGCAACAGCAGCAACUCCGGAUUCUCAAACAACAUUCAAGCUCAAAGCCCGAGCAAUCAAAGUCUUCAAAGUUCUCUUCUGGCAACCAUCUCUCAAUGAUCUCCCGGGCGAAAUUCCCUGGGCGGAUUUCCUCUACGCAAUGACAUCUACGGGCUUUGCGGCUGAAAAACAGUACGGUUCGGUAUGGCAGUUUACGCCUACGAAAUUGGAUGUUGAGCGGAGUAUUCAGUUUCAUGAACCGCAUCCUUCGGGGAAAAUUGCGUUUCGCACGGCGAGGAGAAUGGGGAGACGUUUGGGCAGAUCGUAUGGUUGGGAGGGGGGGAUGUUUGUUCUUGAGUAG